Messenger RNA from Cotesia glomerata, 1142 nucleotides. RefSeq lists its product as uncharacterized. Gene Ontology annotation, biological process: lipid transport. NCBI's taxonomy places the organism in Eukaryota, Metazoa, Arthropoda, Insecta, Hymenoptera, Braconidae. Gene Ontology annotation, molecular function: lipid carrier activity. The transcript is spliced from 3 exons. The record is from RefSeq and is a predicted model, not a curated record. The coding region runs from base 102 to 1055 and encodes 317 amino acids.
CUAAUCCUCCAAUAAAAUAGUUGAUGCAGUUAAGGUACAGAGUAUAUAAACCUCUGUAGAGCUAGAUGAAUUUAUUAGAUCUCAAGUGACAGUUCAUCACCAUGAUGCUCUUUCAGCUAAUACCGUUUUUUUUGGCUGCGCAAGUUAGCGACAAAGAAACAUGGAAAUUCGGGCCAGAGUAUACUUUUUCCGGAGAAGUUAAGAUGAUAACUUCUCUGGACAGUGAUAAAGGUCAAUAUCUUGGUACCGGUCUCUAUUUAAAACUCAAAUGUCGGCCACGCGAGCCCGACGUUCUCCGAUGUAAAAUGGACGACACAAAGAUCACCCGGCUGAAUGUCCAAGACGGAUUCAAUCCAGAAAAAGCAACACCGGCUGCCAACGAAACUUACCGCCCGUUCAAUGCUAUCGAAGUCCCGUUUGAAAUAAAAUUCAACGACCGAGGAAUCGAAAGUUACGUGCUCGAGAAGAGCGAUCCAGUUUUGCCGGAUUUCUGUGUCAACAUGGCGCGGUUGGUCGCCAAUCAAUUGAUCAUUGGAACAGAUCUUUCGGACACGAUGAAGCCAACAUACAGGUCUUUUGAAAACUUUACAGUCGGCGAGUGCGACGUCGACUUUAAAGUCACUCGAUCUCCGUUCAAAGAUGAAGCCAGUAAGGAGAAUAAAUUUGAUUUAUCUCCGCUGGAAAAAUUGGGAAAGCUCAACGGCGAAAUCAUGCUAAUUGAGAAGAAAAGAAAUGUUAAAGAGUGUCUCAGAUGUGUCGCUCCUUUCUUUGGUACUCGUUAUACUCUUGGGCUUGUCUACAGAGAUGUUUUGAGUCUUCUGAAAACAUCAGACAGCAAGAUAGAAAUCUCCAAAAAUAAAUUUUUAAGUGAAACAAACAACGAGAACGACCUUUACGAUCAGAACCGGAAGAAACUGGGCAAAGUUUUGGACCACGUGAAGCUAACUCUCGAGUCUAUUUUUCCGGCCAAGGAUCAGCUUCCGACUUUCAAUAGCCCGAUCAUCAAAGGAGUUCUUCCUGAUAAAUGUGACAAAGAUCCCAAUAGUCAAUACUAAUAAUUAAUUAAUUAAUACAGUUUUAUAAUGUAAAUCAAUGCCUAUUAUGUAUCCGUAUUUGUUAAGAAAAUAAAGGAAUUAAUCAUA